GGUAUUUGGUCACUCGAUAUGAGGAAGGGUUGCACGUGUAUCAAUCAAGCUGCAAUGAUCCAGCGCAGAUCACCAGCCAGACCAGAACCACAUAUAUGUAUUGUGCCUAUUGUACAAUGCCGAGUACAGAGAGGUACUGUACCCACGAUGGGCAGUACCUAUGUACCCCCAAAUCCCAAGGGUGUGGUUCAUUUCCGUACCGGCUUAAGCUGUUGGACGCCCUUCGCCACCGCUCCGCUGCUACCUACCUCAUACAUAUGUAUGUCGGUGGGUGUGUAUGGAUUUCGAUUCUGCGUUCUUUUUGUAUCUGGGCACAACCGACGCCAUGUUCGUCAUACCCAGUCUCUCGGAACAAUAUAUACAUAGUAUGCUUUUGUUUUAACUUAAUUAUCCACGAAUGUAUUUACUCCACGAGUAGGAGUAGUGUAUUUGUCCUAUAAUACGCUAUAUGUCUAAUCCUAGGUAGGUAGGCAUUCGGCCACGAGCUAGACACGCAGACACAACACAUCGUGGCGUUUCCCUUAGGUCUUACAUUAGCGCGUGGACCGGCUUCUUGGUAAAUCAAGCUUCGUCGAAUCGGUUGAGUCGUGCUUGGGUAUCAUUUACUAAAUCCCAGCGACCCUUUCGCUGGAAAUCGGGUCCCCACGUCUUCUCCAUCUUCUAUCCGCUUCUCUAGUCUCCAGAUGUUCCGCCCAUCGAAACAUGUCCGGGUCUUUCGCUUCCAACUGGAAGAUGGACUCCGACAUCCCAUUAGAUGACGAUGACCCGUCGCCGUCUCCGGAAACCAAAGUAUACCAAAAUUCCUCGCCUACCAUGUCAAUGUCGACAGCGAGUCCAGCCCGUUCAGACGGCGAUCGGAUAGAAUGUCUUGUUCGAAGGAUGAGCAAACAAACCUUGGUACGAGAGUCGCUCACUGCAUCGGCAAUGGAGUCGCCAGGCUGUCAGGCCAAUUCCAGCGUACCAAUAAGCCCAGAGCCAAUGCAAAUGGAAAAACAAACGCCGCCACACAUAUCUGAGCCUCCGAACGAGUUUAGUUAUAAUCACCUUACCGAACCUCCGAGCGAUCAGUACAUAGAACAACUAAUGCCGCCCCAACACUACGAGAGAAUGGCGAAUCCACCUGGCGAUCCCGUUAUGGAUGGGAGCUUUAGUUCUGGUAUCGUUACGCAAGAUAAACAGCAACAGCCCGAGAUGAGCAUCCAUAGUCGUUUUCCAAACCUUCGUAGGCUAGACUUGAUGGCGAACAUGAUCGAGAACGAAGAGCAAUGCAACGUACAUACACCUCGACUGUCCUCUUCGGCCGACCCAGCGCCGUCCGCCGGUCCCGCCAGUCGUAGGGGUUUGCCAAUACCAUACGAUACCAACACGGUACUAGAGGUCGACGAAGGAAUUUGCACGCAGCCUGAUGAGCAGGCUCCCAGUGAGAUCUUGGGUCUAAGAGAUGCUAGCGGUCCGGAAGGCAUCAGAAAACUUGGGCAUCUCAAAUAUAGAACAUCGCUGGAGACGGCUAUGCGGUGUAAGAAUAUGAGGAAAAGCGCACCGAGGAUGCGCAGGAGGCCCAAGACACAACCAAAGGAGACGCAACAGAAGAAUUCAACAAUAGAACCGGUAUCGACGACUCCGACGAGCUCAACGGCGACAUGAUUUUGGUUUAUUUUAUUUCCUUUCAUGAUUUUGGUUUUUGGUUUAUCUUCGUCUUAUUACAUAUACCCCAAGGCAGGAGGCAGGCGUUGUUAGGUAGCGGUUGGGUCAUGGCGGCAAUAGGGAAUUGCAUCGCAUCGGUCAAUCGGUUUAUGGAAAGGUUGGGCUCGGUAUACAGGAGCGUCAUCAGCAUUCAACUUGGCGUUUAGGGUAUGCGGUUGCAAGCCGCUCAAAGGCUGCGUGGGUUUGUGUCGACUACAUGAACUGUUUACCUACCUCCUAAGGUGUGAUUUAAUUACAGGAAUGGGUUUGUGUGCAAAAUGGUCUGGGAUGCCGUUGUAUAUUUAUAUACAUUCUUGUUUUACGUGUAUAUACGGAAUGAUGAUAGUGUGUCUGCGGCUUACAUAUAUAACACUUAUGAGCUGAUCUCAACUUAGGUUGAGCUCAUAUCUUAGGCAAAGGGCCUAUUUAACAGAGCAAAUCUCACAUGAAGCUCAACACCGAUAUAAAUUAGGCAAGUUACUGCAAGU
Molecule: messenger RNA, 2171 nt
Organism: Daldinia vernicosa
Lineage: Eukaryota; Fungi; Ascomycota; Sordariomycetes; Xylariales; Hypoxylaceae
Exons: 1
Coding region: 703-1644 (313 amino acids)
Source: RefSeq, a predicted model, not a curated record